GAACCCGAGCCUUGGGGAGGAGGGUCACGAGGCUGGGGCCGGAGGAAGGAGGAUGGCCAGAGCCUGUAGGACUUGGAGCACAGGGUGGGUGACCCUGUGCUGAUGUGUCGUGUCCUUCAGCGGCUAACAGGACCUGAAGCCUCCCCACAGGUCCCCGCUGUUUCCGCCGGUGCCCCCUCGGAGUGACUUGGGCCCCAGAGAUGGCAAAUCCCGAGGUGCUGGUUAGCAGCUGCAGAGCUCGCCAAGAUGAAAGCCCCUGCACUUUCCACCCGAGCUCGUCCCCGUCAGAGCAGCUUCUCUUAGAAGACCAGAUGAGGCGGAAACUCAAGUUCUUUUUUAUGAAUCCUUGUGAGAAGUUCUGGGCUCGGGGUAGGAAGCCAUGGAAACUUGCCAUACAGAUUCUGAAAAUCGCGAUGGUGACUAUCCAGCUGGUUCUGUUUGGACUAAGUAACCAGAUGGUAGUAGCUUUCAAAGAGGAGAACACUAUAGCCUUCAAACACCUCUUCCUAAAGGGCUACAUGGAUCGAAUGGACGACACCUAUGCAGUGUACACUCAGAGUGAAGUGUAUGACCAGAUCAUCUUUGCAGUGACCCAGUACUUGCAGCUUCAGAACAUCUCCGUGGGCAAUCACGCUUAUGAGAACAAGGGGACUAAGCAGUCGGCGAUGGCAAUCUGUCAGCACUUCUACAGGCAAGGAACCAUCUGCCCCGGGAACGACACCUUUGACAUCGAUCCAGAAGUUGAAACAGAAUGUUUCCUUGUAGAGCCAGAUGAAGCUUCCCACCUUGGAACGCCUGGAGAAAAUAAACUCAACCUGAGCCUGGACUUCCACAGACUUCUGACGGUGGAGCUCCAGUUUAAGCUCAAAGCCAUCAAUCUGCAGACAGUUCGACACCAGGAGCUUCCUGACUGUUACGACUUUACGCUGACUAUAACAUUCGACAACAAGGCUCACAGUGGAAGAAUCAAAAUAAGCUUAGACAACGACAUUUCUAUCAAAGAAUGCAAAGACUGGCAUGUGUCUGGAUCAAUUCAGAAGAACACACACUACAUGAUGAUCUUUGAUGCCUUUGUCAUUCUGACCUGCUUGGCCUCACUGGUGCUGUGUGCCAGGUCUGUGAUUAGGGGUCUUCAGCUUCAGCAGGAGUUUGUCAACUUCUUCCUUCUUCACUACAAGAAGGAAGUUUCGGCCUCUGAUCAGAUGGAGUUCAUCAACGGGUGGUACAUUAUGAUCAUCAUUAGUGACAUAUUGACAAUCGUUGGAUCAGUUCUGAAAAUGGAAAUCCAAGCCAAGAGUCUCACAAGCUAUGAUGUCUGCAGCAUACUUCUCGGGACGUCAACUAUGCUCGUGUGGCUUGGAGUUAUCCGAUACCUGGGUUUCUUUGCGAAGUACAAUCUCCUUAUUCUGACCCUCCAGGCAGCGCUGCCCAACGUCAUGAGGUUCUGUUGCUGCGCUGCUAUGAUCUAUCUAGGCUAUUGCUUUUGCGGAUGGAUUGUGCUGGGCCCUUACCAUGAGAAGUUCCGUUCCCUGAACAGGGUCUCCGAGUGCCUGUUCUCGCUGAUAAACGGAGACGAUAUGUUUUCCACAUUUGCGAAAAUGCAGCAGAAGAGUUACCUGGUGUGGCUGUUCAGCCGAGUCUACCUGUACUCGUUCAUCAGCCUCUUCAUUUACAUGAUUCUGAGCCUUUUCAUCGCGCUCAUCACAGACACAUACGAAACAAUUAAGCACUACCAGCAAGAUGGCUUCCCAGAGACGGAACUUCGAAAGUUUAUAGCGGAAUGCAAAGACCUCCCCAACUCCGGAAAAUACAGAUUAGAAGAUGACCCUCCGGGUUCUUUACUCUGCUGCUGCAAAAAGUAACUGUUGGGCUUCUCUGUGCUUGGGAGGAAAAUACAGUGUGUGGCUGAGCCAGAGAUUAUUUGUGAUCACGCAACAGUAUAUGUCCAGAUACUAGUAUUCUGAGUUAACAAACAGCUAUGACUUAGCAGGACCUGUUCAUAGUUUUUGAAACUAUUUAAUAUCUUUUCUGCUUACAUUAGCAUUUUUAAAAUGACUGAUUUGAUGAGGGAAGCUAAUGGGUCUUAGUCGCUGUAGGUCUUGGGUAUGUUCUCUUUACCACACAGCAAGCCUUGUGCCUGCACUGGAAAUAAGCUUUCGCUUCUCAGAAACUUUGGAUGACCCAGUUCCCCUCUCUGAGAGUUGGGAUAAUUAUUACACAUCAGACACCAUGGAGUCUCUCCUUAAAUGAAGACAGAACAAUAGAGAGCCCCAUCACAGCUGUGUGUGGGAUGCUUGGCUCUGAAGGACAGUCUUUGAUUCUCCUAUUCAUUUAGAAGCUUUCUGCCCUUCAGUGUUAAGGUACAAGAUUGGAAGAGAGUCUAUACACGGAUGAAGUCCAAAUGCACACCAAGGAGGCAUUUGAUUAAACAGUGAUGGCUUUAUUAGCAUCCAAGCAGCAUUGGGGGAAUUGGUGAUACAAUGUGUGUUCCAUGGGCCUGUGCAGUCUCAGGAAACCCAUUUGGGGUCAGGAUUUGUGGCUCUGUGGUUUGAAGUUCUAGAACCCAUGUUCAAAAUUUUAAAAUGAAUAUAUGUAGCUUGAAAAGGCACAGAAUUAGGCUCUACAUUUUGUAGUUCUCUAAUGGGAAAUUAUGGGGAUUUUUUUGUGGUAUAACAUUUAUUUUGUGUACUAUUUAUCCAUGUGGCAUCAAUUCAAUUAUGUAUAAUAAUGACUUUACAAGGGCUCCUUUAAAAACACAAUAAAAAUUUUAACUCUUUAGUGUUGCAUUAGGGACAUAAUAAAGAUACCUGCUUAUUUUGUAAUUUAUUAGGAUACAACAUAAAUUUUAAAACUGUGUUGAUUAUCUGAGAAGUCCUUAAUGUUAUUCUUUUUGCGAUGUUUUAAGACUAAUAAUUGUAUUUCAUUGGAAACACAAAACCACUGAUCCAGGGCUGGGCCUGGAGUUGCUUCCCUGUGCAUGCAGAGAAGAGAAAGCUAGCUAUAGACUAACAGGAUUGGAGAGCUCUGGGUUUAAUGGAGAGAACCUGCCUCAAUAAAUUAAGUGGAGAGCAA
This is a messenger RNA of Mus musculus (house mouse), 3072 nucleotides long. It is a transcript of the gene Mcoln3, whose product is annotated as mucolipin 3. Gene Ontology annotation, molecular function: monoatomic cation transmembrane transporter activity; monoatomic cation channel activity. The transcript is spliced from 13 exons. The coding region runs from base 201 to 1862 and encodes 553 amino acids. Gene Ontology annotation, biological process: calcium-mediated signaling; sodium ion transmembrane transport; potassium ion transmembrane transport. Lineage: Eukaryota; Metazoa; Chordata; Mammalia; Rodentia; Muridae. The record is from RefSeq and is a predicted model, not a curated record. Gene Ontology annotation, cellular component: early endosome membrane; membrane; late endosome membrane.